AUGUUUACUGAGAUCAAAUGGCCAGCAACUAUAGUUAACCAAAGAAAUCGAGUCGGAUCCGAAAAUGAUAAAAAUAAAUUGACAACAUCUGAUAUAAUACCAUCAUUUCAAAGUGAAUUAAGUAAACCUACAAACAAGAAGAAUACUCAUAUUAAUGGUAAUUAUUCUUUAAUUGAUACUAAUAAAACGGCUAAUGUCAGUAGCUCAAUUGUACCAUCUAUAUCAUGCAAUGAUCAAGAUAAUCAUCAAUUGUUAUCAGGAAAUGCUAUGACAGAAAAUCUUACUAGUUCAUUAUAUCAAGAUUGCCCAGUUCAUCGACUGAUUUCUAGCCGACAAAGAUUUAUUGCUCAUGAUGGUUAG
This is a messenger RNA of Rotaria sp. Silwood2, 360 nucleotides long. Lineage: Eukaryota; Metazoa; Rotifera; Eurotatoria; Philodinida; Philodinidae. The record is from the annotation of a GenBank genome assembly.